GGUCGUGGAAGCAUCUCGCGCGCACUGGACGCCGGGAGCUGCGAGCGCACACAACGUAUCCACACGAGCACGAGAGAGGCUGGACCACAGGCCCACACCUUUCCCGUAACCAACCUCACCAAUAUGUUCAUUGGCAUCACCUCUAGUGGAGACAACGUCAAUUCCCAUUACGAUUACUUAAUUUGAACGCCGAAGCUGUCGUGUACCAGGAUUUACUAAGAUCCAUAACUACAAUGGCGCUAGACUUUGUAGCUGGAUGUAUCGGAGGCUGUGCUGGGAUUAUAGCCGGGCAUCCGUUGGACACCCUGAAAGUGCACGUGCAAUCAGGCAGAGGAAGCGCGCUGGAAUGCACCAAAAGCCUAUUGAAAGGAGGCACACUCUCCACGGUUUAUCGUGGGGUGGGGGCGCCUUUGGGAGGAGUAUCAGCGGUGAAUGCCAUAGUUUUCGGAGCUUAUGGAAACACUAGGAGAGCGCUGCCUGAUCCUGACUCGUUGAAAACGCACGCAACGGCCGGCGCGGCUGCUGGACUCAUGCAAAGCUUAGCCUGCGCGCCUGUUGAGCUAGUAAAAACCCGGCAGCAACUUUCAAGACCAGGAGACGGCAUGCCCGGAGGAGCUUGGGCGGGAGCUCGACACAUAUUACGAACGGGCGGGAUUCGAACUCUAUUCCGCGGAUUAACGAUCACGGCCGGCCGCGACUGCCCCGCAUUUGCGAUCUAUUUCACGACGUAUGAGAUGAUGACGCGCGACGACCGGUCGGUGAUGACGGUGUUCACGGCGGGCGGAGUCGCGGGGGCUCUGUCCUGGGUGCUGUUGUAUCCUGUUGACGUGGUGAAGUCGCGGCUGCAGGGGGACGUGGUUGGACGGUAUGCAGGCGCGUGGGACUGCUUCAAGCAGUCGGUGCGUUCGGACGGCUGGCGCUGCUUAAGCCGCGGGUUGGGCGCGGUGACGCUGCGCGCUUUCAUCAGCAACGGGGCGUGUUUUACUGCCGUGGCGUGGACGGAGCGGAUGUGGCAGGAGCAGGCGCUGGCUGGCGAGCCUGCCGCUGUAGCCGCCGCGCACUCGCUCUGCGCCUCCACCGUCAUGAGCGAGGCCGUUUGUCAAGAAAGCGCCGACUACUGAUCUGAUAAAGUUCUGAACACACCUUACGCGAGUGAUGACCGGACAAGGUCGACAUUGUACAGUGUUAUCGUUGUUAUUAAUUGCUUUGUAUUUUUAUAACUGAAGAGGAAAAGGGACGGCCGCUUCUCCAUACAAACGUAGUCCCCAUUUUUCUCUCUGGUCAUUGAUAUUAUGAAAAAUAUAUUUAUAAUAUAAUAAUAAUAAUUCAGCCUAUAUACGUCCCACUGCUGGGCACAGGCCUCCUCUCAUGUGCAAGAGGGCUCGGGCUAUAGUCCCCACGCUAGCCCAAUGCGGAUUGGGGACUUCACAUACACCUUUGAAUUUCUUCGCAGAUGUGUGCAGGUUUCCUCACGAUGUUUUCCUUCACCGAAAAGCUAGUGGUAAAUAUCAAAUGACAUUUCGUACAUAAGUUCCGAAAAACUCAUUGGUACGAGCCAGGAUUUGAACCCACGACCUCCGGAUUGAAAGUCGGACGUCAUAUCCACUCGGCUACCACCGCUUCUAUGAAAAAUAUAUUUACAUAAUUUGAUGGAUACUUAUAUUAACCAUUCGUUUGACCUUUUUCGAAUUUUUGAGUAUUAUAAGAAUUAGGAGCGAAACACUUUUCCAUAGAAAGGUUUUUACAUUAAAUUAUUUGUUAAAUUUAAUGUUCCUAUAUCUUAUAAUAAUAAAAAAGUCGAAAAAUCAAAAGAAAGGGUGCUGUGGUUUAUAUAAAUCUAAUUGUGUUAAAAUAUCUACAAUAAUGUUAAUAUCCAGAGGAAAAUGAGGACUACGUUUGUAUGAAAAGACGAUUUCGCGCGGCCGGCCACUUUUGUCUUAAGGCGCAGGGUAGGGCAAGGCAUUCUUCAUACAAACCUUGUGCAAGUUUUAUUCGUUAGUUUUGGCACUAUAGCAUUUAAUUUAAUUUUAUGCUUGUAUAUUUUGGAUAUACGCAGAACUUGAUGUAGAUUUUUUUCCUUAUUAAAAAAAAAUACAAAAAAAAUAAAAUAAUAAUCUAUCAAGCCUAGUUAACAGAAAAAUAAGCAUAUUUACCAAAAAAAAUAACUGUAGCGCAAACACAAACGAAGAAAAACGCGCACAACGUUUGUAUGGAAAGAGCUUGCCCUACCCUUCGCCUUAAAUCAAAACAUGGGGCAUGUAGGUAUGAUAAUAAACCAUUUGUACAGCAA
This is a messenger RNA of Cydia pomonella (codling moth), 2290 nucleotides long. Its product is annotated as mitochondrial basic amino acids transporter-like. NCBI's taxonomy places the organism in Eukaryota, Metazoa, Arthropoda, Insecta, Lepidoptera, Tortricidae. The transcript is spliced from 3 exons. Gene Ontology annotation, biological process: mitochondrial L-ornithine transmembrane transport. The coding region runs from base 234 to 1121 and encodes 295 amino acids. Gene Ontology annotation, molecular function: high-affinity L-arginine transmembrane transporter activity. Gene Ontology annotation, cellular component: mitochondrion. The record is from RefSeq and is a predicted model, not a curated record.